AUGCUCUCACGUGUUGCUGCAGUCAUGGCACCCCGCACACACAACCGUCGCCGCGUGAUCGGAUCCAGCGGAAGGAUGAGGGAAGGAGGAGAGAGUGAGCCGCAGAGGUCCAACAUGUCCCGGCAUCUCUUCUACUCCGCGGUGCUGCUCCUCCUCGUCGUGAUGAUGUGCUGCAGCACUCGAUCUGCACACGCUGUGGAAAGUAAUUUGAGGGAUGCGCAGAUGCCGCAAUGGGUUGAUAUUUUUGUCUCGGGUAAGACGCAGGUGCUGGCAAAGGAUGGGACUGAAGCCGGAGUGAAGGAUUCGUUUGGCGCAGCCUCUCCUGUCAUUGCUGGCGGAGUGAUGGCUGUGGUUACUACCGGCAAUCUUUUACGUGAUCCUGUAAUAUUCCUUUCUCAAUCAGAUGUUCUUGCGGGUUAUUUCAACCCUGCGUGGGAUUGGUCGUUCCUUGUCGCUAAGGUCAGUGAGGAUACAUGGAGAGCACACACUGUGUUUGAUACAGCGAAUGAAACGGAACUUGUGGGUGUUGCGCGUCUUCCGACAACCAUUGGGAAGGGCAAUAAGGUGUAUCUCCUUUUGGGAAGCUAUGAAGAGAAGUAUGACAGCACCACUAAGAAGUGGACGACGGAUGGCAAGGAUAUCAAACUGAUUGUGGGUGAUGCCAGGCCGUCCACGGGCAGAAGGGAGAGUGGAACAUUCAUCUGGGGCGAUCCCACAUCGCUGUUACAACAGCCCACCCCAGAGAAUCAAACUGAAUUGAAGAAGCUUACUCCCUUUGGUGGCGCUGGUGUUCUGUUGGAGAAUGGCACUCUCGUGUUUUCUUUGUCGGGGACUAAUGAACAGCAUGGGCAUUCCAACAGGAUCAUUUAUUCGACGGACGACGGCGCAAACUGGGUGUUUCCGGCGGGUACGCCCCCUGCGGAAUGUGUUGGAAUCAGCAUCACCGAAUGGGAGAAUGGACAAAUUCUCAUGGUUACUGGAUGUACGAUUGGUCGCAAGGUGUACGAGUCGCGUGACAUGGGGACAACGUGGACGGAGGCUGUCGGGACACUCCCAGGCGUGUGGGUCAAUGCACGAUCAGGAACUCGUUGGGCUAUUGAUUUGUCUGUGGGAUCCCUCAUCACCGCGACCAUUGAGGAAGUGAAGGUGAUGCUGUACACUCAUAAAAGAUACCGCACUUUGGAGAAAAAGGAGAAGGCGCUCUACCUUUGGAUCACGGACAACAGCCGCUCGUUUUACCUUGGACCGAUUUAUGUGGAGAGUCUUUUGAGUGAGACAGUUUCCAACACCCUGCUGCACUCGGAUGGUGCGUUGUACAUUACAAGAUUAACGUAUACAAGAGCCGGCAGAGUCAUAUCCCUUGCCCGUCUGACGGAGGAGCUGAAGACGAUCAGGUCCACCCUCAGUACUUGGAAAAAGCUGGACGCCUCCUUCUCCGAGUCGUCCACACCCACGGCUGGUCUGGUUGGAUUUCUGUCCGAUGAGGCCAGUGGUGACACGUGGAUCGACGGUUACCGCUGCGUGAAUGCAAACGUGACGAGAGCAACGAAGGUCCACAAUGGUUUUAAAUUCACGGGGCCUGGAUCCAAGGCAACAUGGCCUGUGAACACCUGGGAGGAAAAUACUUACUACGGCUUUGUGAACCACGAUUUCACUGCUGUGGCGACGGUGGUCAUCCACCAGGUUCCGAAGGGGAGCACUCCUCUGCUGGGUGCGGGUCUGGGAGACGGUGCCGGCACGAGGUUCAUUGGGCUGUCGUACGAUGCGAACGGUAAGUGGGAGACAGUGUUCAACGGCACAACAACAGCAUCGGGCAGCACUUGGGAGCUGGGGAGAGAAUACCAGGUGGCGCUCAUGCUACAAGACGGCAACAAGAGCUCCGUGUACGUGGAUGGUGUGAGUGUGGGGAGUUCGGAGACGUUACCAACACCUGAGACGCGUGGUGCUGAAAUCACACAUUUCUACAUUGGGGGCGACGAGGGAGACAGCGACAGCAGUGUGACGGUGACGAACUUCUUUCUGUACAACCGCCCACUGAGUGACGAUGAACUAAAAAUGGUCAAGAAAAUUGACGGCUCCGUGCGUGGAGACGUGUCUCGGGUGCUCAUGCUGCUGCUGCUGGGGCUGUGCGGCAUUGCGGCCCUUUACUGA
This is a messenger RNA of Trypanosoma cruzi, 2151 nucleotides long. Its product is annotated as trans-sialidase, putative. Gene Ontology annotation, cellular component: intracellular membrane-bounded organelle; cytoplasm; membrane. Bases 1 to 2151 code for a protein of 716 amino acids. The record is from RefSeq and is a predicted model, not a curated record. The transcript has a single exon. Gene Ontology annotation, biological process: ganglioside catabolic process; oligosaccharide catabolic process. Gene Ontology annotation, molecular function: exo-alpha-sialidase activity. NCBI's taxonomy places the organism in Eukaryota, Euglenozoa, Kinetoplastea, Trypanosomatida, Trypanosomatidae.